AUGGACGAUCUUAUUCUGUUUCUUGAAUUUCCAAUUGAUUUCAAAGGUCAACAAAGAGCCCACGACUUUGCUUCUCUUUUAUUAAACAUCGCCACUGUUUUUUCUGUACUUGUUGGUUUUUUCUCCCUGAGUAUUGAAUAUUUGGUAUACACUUUUGGUAUUUGUUUGAUUGGUACUUAUCUUAUUACAUUGCCCAAUUGGUCUUUUUAUACAAAGGAUCCAGUUCAGUGGUUACAAGUGAAUUUUUUCAGUCCAGAACAAAGUGAAGACGAAGAAGUUACCCCUGAAGUUGUCAAUUAG
Molecule: messenger RNA, 300 nt
Organism: [Candida] anglica
Lineage: Eukaryota; Fungi; Ascomycota; Pichiomycetes; Serinales; Debaryomycetaceae
Source: the annotation of a GenBank genome assembly